AUGGGCCGAACCAGCAAGCCUGUUAAGGCACUGCUUGUACUCUUGAACUGUCUAUUGAUAUCAAUUGGUCAAGUAGCUGGCCUUUUGCUUGUAAGGCUCUACUAUUUGCAUGGAGGAAAGAGGAGAUGGCUCAGUGCUUGGAUACUUAGUGCUGGCUUCCCAAUCUUGAUCUUCCCCAUUGCCAUUUCUUAUGCACAAGCUCGAGCCACGACACCAGCCACCACGCUGCUGGUCACACCGAGGCUUGCUGCAGCUGGUGCCUUGUUGGGAAUUCUCCUCGGCCUUGAUGGCUACCUCUACACCUUUGGUUUGUCUUACCUUCCCAUCUCGGUUUCUUCUCUUCUUGGAUCAACUCAGCUCGCCUUCACAGCCAUUUUCGCGUUUUUCAUUGUGAAGCAAAAGUUCACUCACUACUCGGUCAAUGCUGUGGUUUUGAUGACCUUUGGAUCAGUUGUUCUGGGGCUUCACAUGAACGGAGAUCGUCCUAGUGGAGUGUCUAAUGGAAAAUAUUUGUUGGGGUUUUUCAUGACGAUUGCUGCUGCUGGUCUCCAUGGAUUCAUUAUGCCUGCAGUGGAGUAUACUCACUUGAAGGCUGGCGUCGCCAUCACCUUUAAUUUGGUCAUGCAGUUUCAAUUCAUCGUGUCGAUGUUUGCCACUCUGUUUUGCACUGUUCCCAUGAUCAUCAACAAGGAUUUCCAGGCUAUUCCAGAAGAGGCAAGAGAAUAUGAUCUUGGAGAGAGCAAGUACUACAUGGUACUAGUGUUGGCAGCAGUUGCAAUGCAAUUCUUGAUUAUAGGAAGUCUUGGUGUGAUCUUCUGCUCAACAUCACUCUUGGGAGGGCUCGUGUCAUCUCUUCUACUUCCGGUCCAACAGAUAUUCGCCGUAAUGUUCUUACCGGAAAGCUUCAAUGCAGACAAGGGCAUUGCCUUAGCCAUGUGCCUGUGGGGUUUCUCCUCUGACUUUUAUGGAGAAUACAAGGUAAGCCGGAGGAAGCCAGCAACAAAACUAGAACCAGAGCAAGAGGAGGUAGUUUGA
This is a messenger RNA of Cornus florida, 1035 nucleotides long. RefSeq names its product purine permease 3-like. Lineage: Eukaryota; Viridiplantae; Streptophyta; Magnoliopsida; Cornales; Cornaceae. Gene Ontology annotation, cellular component: membrane. Gene Ontology annotation, molecular function: purine nucleoside transmembrane transporter activity. The coding region runs from base 1 to 1035 and encodes 344 amino acids. The record is from RefSeq and is a predicted model, not a curated record. The transcript is spliced from 2 exons.